Messenger RNA from Sinocyclocheilus anshuiensis, 3197 nucleotides. Its product is annotated as rho GTPase-activating protein 26-like. The record is from RefSeq and is a predicted model, not a curated record. Bases 301 to 2508 code for a protein of 735 amino acids. The transcript is spliced from 23 exons. Gene Ontology annotation, molecular function: GTPase activator activity; protein binding. Gene Ontology annotation, cellular component: cytoplasm. Gene Ontology annotation, biological process: signal transduction. Lineage: Eukaryota; Metazoa; Chordata; Actinopteri; Cypriniformes; Cyprinidae.
UACCGCGUUUUGUUUUAUCAUCACCGUGCCGUAAUGAGAAGCGCAAGGGUCUUCUGUGGAUUCCCUUGAUUGACAGAUCGCUGCAAAAUAAUUACUUUUUUUUUGUUUUUUUGCGCAGUGGCAUUGUAGAAAAGAUGCAUUUGUGAUUUGUAUUUAUUUAUUUUUUGGUAGAAAGCAUCCGUUUCCGACUACAGCUAUGUCGUUUCUACUUCUGUGCCUUUUAUAAUUAGUUAAAGUUGCAUUUAACUUGCAUCUGCAUCGCAUUACACUGUUGUCCUGGGCUGUGGAGCUGGAGGAAGUAUGGGACUGCCUGCGUUAGAGUUCAGCGACUGCUAUGUGGACAGCCCUCAGUUCCGAGAGAGGCUGAAGUCUCAUGAACUGGAAUUAGAGAAGACCAAUAAGUUCAUCAAGGAGCUGAUUAAGGAUGGGAAAGCUUUAAUUCAAGCCCUGAAAAAUUUGUCCACUGCGAAGAGAAAGUUUGCAGAGUCACUGAACGAGUUUAAAUUCCAGUGCAUUGGCGAUGCAGAAACAGACGAUGAGAUAUGCAUUGCCAAAUCACUACAGGAGUUUGCUGGAGUCUUACGGAACCUGGAAGAUGAGAGGACACGAAUGAUUGAAAAUGCCAGUGAUGUGUUGAUCUUGCCACUGGAACGUUUCAGGAAGGAGCAGAUAGGAGCUGCAAAGGAAGCCAAAAAGAAAUAUGAUAAAGAGACGGAGAAGUACUGUACAGUGUUGGAGAAACACCUCAGUCUGUCUGCGAAGAAGAAGGAAGCACACCUUCAUGAAGCGGAUAACCAGGUGGACAUCGUGAGGCAUCACUUCUAUGAAGUCUCGCUGGAAUAUGUCUUCAAAGUGCAGGAAGUUCAGGAGAGGAAAAUGUUUGAGUUUGUGGAGCCGUUGCUGGCUUUUCUACAAGGUCUGUUUACAUAUUAUCAUCAUGGGUACGAACUGGCCAAAGACUUCAACCAUUUCAAGACAGACCUCACAAUCAGCAUUCAAAAUACGCGGAACCGGUUCGAGAGCACACGUUCAGAGGUGGAAUGUUUGAUGAAGAAGAUGAAGGAAAACCCGCACGAACAUAAGAGCAUCAGUCCACACACAAUAGAAGGAUACCUGUUUGUGCAAGAGAAACGUUCCUUCGUGUCCACAUGGGUGAAGUACUACUGCAUCUAUCACCGAGAGCCCAAACGCAUGACCAUGAUGCUAUUUGAUCAGAAGUCUGGGGCCAAAAAUGGAGAUGAGGAAAGCUUUACGCUCAAAUCUUGCACCAGAAGGAAAACGGACUCCAUCGAGAAAAGGUUCUGUUUUGACAUUGAAGCCGUGGACCGGCCUGGCAUGAUCACCAUGCAGGCGCAGUCAGAGGAAGACCGCAGACUCUGGAUGGAAGCCAUGGACGGAAGAGAACCGGUAUACACCCUGAAUCGUGACAGCCAGAAUGAAGCUAUGGCACAAUUAGAUGUCCUCGGCUUCAACAUUGUCAAAAAAUUCAUCUAUGCCAUAGAAACCAGAGGUAUUGAUGAACAGGGGCUAUACAGGAUCGUCGGUGUCAGCUCCAGAGUGCAGAAACUACUCAGCCUGGCCAUGGACCCCAAAACCUGUGCAGAUGUGGAGCUGAACAGCACAGAAUGGGAGAUCAAGACCAUCACCAGUGCAAUAAAGCACUACCUCAGGAUGCUGCCGGCCCCUCUCAUGACAUACCAGUACCAGAGGAGCUUCAUCAAAGCAGCCAUGGCCAGUCACCACCUGCAGAAUUUGAUGACGGUUGCUAACCUCGGCGUAGUGUUCGGCCCUACACUCUUGAGGCCUCAGGAAGAGACUGUCGCUGCAAUCAUGGACAUCAAGUUCCAGAACAUUGUGGUAGAAAUCCUAAUCGAGAACCACGAACGGAUUUUCAAAGACAUGCCAGUGUCUGGAGGAGGGCAGGGCAACUCCCAGCUCAACCUGCCCAGGCGGAGGAGUGCAGACAGCAACGCCCCGUCCUGCAGCGAGAGACCCCUCACUCUUUUCCACACCCCCUCAUUUUCAGAGAAAGACAAAGCAGUGGAGAAGAGGAACAGUGUGGUUGUAAACUCCAGUGCAGACUUGUCAUCAGUAAAUUGCAACAGCACACUCAGCUGGACUCGACUCGACAGCCUGCCCACUGGAGACGGAGACCACGAUGGGCUUCAGCUGCCCAAGCAGAGUCGGCCUAAUUCACUUCAAAAUCCAAAGGUUCGCAGCAGUACAUCGACAAGCCCGGCUUCACCCAGUCCCACCUCACCACGCUCCCCCUCGUGGCCGAUGUUCUCUGCCCCCUCCAGCCCCUCCAGCGAAACCUCCCCCGUCAGUCCUCCGCCACGAAAGGCACGUGCACGAUACGCCUGCAAGGCUGAACAUGACUCUGAGCUGUCCUUUAUCGCAGGCACCAUAUUCGAGAAUGUUCAUCCCUCAAGAGAGCCAGGCUGGCUGGAGGGCACUUUGGACGGGAAGAAGGGGUUAAUUCCGGAGAACUACGUGGAGUUUGUGUAGCUGGAAGUCAAUGAAAGCGGUGACACACAGAGCCCGCUUUUGAAACAACUGAACACUUCGACAGAAAAGCCGAGUUAGUAUGCCCGUGCGAUAGUACCUUUUUUUUGGCCGUCCCCUAGCGCGUCAUUGUUCCACGCAUCCCACAAUGCAUUGCCGCUGUUUAAGACAAAGUUCAACACAAGGUAAAAGGGAACAAAAAAACAACAACCCCGGGACCAAGUUGCUGCUGCUGCUAUCUCGGCCACAAUCAAGAAAUUGUGUAUUUAGGGGCUCAUUAUGAAUUUAUUUGUAUUACUAUUACAGCUUUUUUUUUUUUUAUAAAUAAUGCUUUUAUAUGUGAGCACUUCCCGGUUCACCAUGAUGUCAAAUGUGUGCUGUUUCUAUGCAGUCCGGGGCUUUUUGAAUGUCUUUUGUGUCCUUCAGGUCCUCGUAUCGGUUUUGUUUAGAACUACUAAGAGAUGACUGUUAAUUAUGGGAAAGAAAACUCUUGCACUCUUUUGUAUAUCAGGAAGCAUUUUAAAAAAAUAUUCAGAAUUUUUUUCCCUUCCUUUCUUAGCAUGUAAGUGGAAAAGUGUAAAUAAUUUCUUAAUGUGAAUUAACAUCGUAUGUAAACCACUCUUAUUUAAGCAUUAUCUCUGAUGAGAUUUGUGUUCUUUUGGAGUGUGUUAACAUUGUAAAUAAGUGACAAU